Molecule: messenger RNA, 1823 nt
Organism: Chanos chanos (milkfish)
Lineage: Eukaryota; Metazoa; Chordata; Actinopteri; Gonorynchiformes; Chanidae
Gene: sntb2
Product: syntrophin, beta 2
Exons: 7
Coding region: 15-1775 (586 amino acids)
Cellular component (GO): dystrophin-associated glycoprotein complex; intracellular anatomical structure; synapse
Molecular function (GO): structural molecule activity; protein binding
Source: RefSeq, a predicted model, not a curated record
CCUGGAGUACCAGUAUGGCUGUCUGGACUCGAGCGGACAAAAAUGGUCAGCUGGACCUACUUCUUCGAGAUCGUUGGAUUCGGGUAACCGCUGAAUUGACCCGCGAAACUUUAACUUUGACGGCCGAAGGAGAACUGGGUGGACCAGUGAAUAACUUGGAUUACAAUUCUCCGGCUGGACUGCGAAAUGGAAUGUCGAACGGAAACGAACCUGGGUUAGUGCCUGGAAAUCCGAACCGAAGUCCAAACCAAAACCCAGAUCUUCACCCGAACCACAGCGGGUUAAGACGAAGUGAAAGUCCAGCACGCGGAGGAGUUAGCCGUGGGCACUACGAUAACAAUUAUGGGUAUAGCAGUCCCAGUUCUGGCAAAUUUAGCCGUGAUAACGGCACGAACUCAGACUUUGGAAGUCCAGGUUCCAGUUAUGGAAGUCCUGCGUCUAGUUUUAGUUCCAGGCACGGCGAUACGGCCAAUAAUUUUGAACCUGGUGUAUCGGAAGCAGUGAGGAAAGUUCGCGUUGUCAAACAAGAGUCGGGGGGGCUCGGCAUCAGUAUCAAGGGUGGUCGAGAAAACCGAAUGCCCAUCCUCAUCUCCAAGAUAUUCCCUGGUCUAGCAGCCGAUCAAAGUCGUGCACUUCGGGUUGGUGACGCUAUCCUAUCUGUAAACGGCAAUGAUCUCCGUGAAGCCACACACGAUAUGGCGGUGCAGGCGCUUAAAAAGGCCGGGAAGGAGGUUACGCUGGAGGUGAAGUACAUCAGGGAGGUGUCUCCCCUGUUUAAGAAGCCUUCCAUGGUGGCAGACCUGCCGUGGGACGGGGUACGGCCGCAGUCGCCCGGCCUGGGGGCCGGCGGAGAGGACCCCCACAAACUCGGCCCCGUCAAAGACAGAAAGGUCAUUCCUCUGAGAAUGAGCUUCAUCAGCAGAAAUCUCACCAUGCCUGACCUGGAGAACAGGUUGUUGGAGCUCCACUCUCCAGAUGGGCUGCACACAGUGAUCCUGCGCUGUAAGGAUGGUCCCAGCGCUCUCUCCUGGUUCACAGCCAUCCACGCCAACAUUGCCGCCUUGCUGCCCCAGACCCUGGCCCACAUAAACGCUUACCUCAACUCGCCCAACACACACUGCCAGCUCAAACACAUCGGCUGGCUGGCUGAGCAGAUCCAGCUGGAAGGUGGGCGGCACCAAUACCGACCUGUCGUCAUGGCGCUUACAGAGAAAGACAUUCUACUCUUUGAGUCAGUGCCCUGGACCCGUGAGGCCUGGAGCACGCCUCUACUGACACACCCACUUCUGGCCACCAGGCUGGUGCACUCGGGCAGUGCCCGUAGUUCUCCAGCACUGGGCUCAGAUCUGGUGUUUGCCACACGCACGGGGACUGGGCGGGGCAUUGAGUCACAUGUGUUCCGUGUUGAGACACACUGGGAUUUGUCAUCAUGGACACGAGCAUUGGUGCAGGGGGGACAUGCUGCUGCCGAACUCAUCAAGGAGGUCUCUAUAGGUUGCGUGUUGAACAGACAAGAUGUUCGACUGACACUGCACUAUGAAAAAGGCUUCACAGUGACCAGUGAAGCAGGAGAUGCCGGGGGGGCCGUUCUCUUCCGUUACCCUUUUGAAAAGCUCAAAAUGUCUGCAGAUGACGGCAUUCGUCAUCUCUACCUGGACUUCGGGGGUCAGGAGGGUGAACUGGUGUUUGACCUGCAUUCGGGGCCCAAGCCGGUGGUGUUUGUGCUUCACUCCUUCCUGUCGGCUAAACUCACGCGCAUGGGGCUGCUCACAUGAGGCGGAAAUGGAAGUCUGGGGCCUCAGAGGAGAACAGUGUUUCCAUAG